Messenger RNA from Phalaenopsis equestris, 1618 nucleotides. Its product is annotated as novel plant SNARE 11-like. Gene Ontology annotation, cellular component: SNARE complex; ER to Golgi transport vesicle membrane; late endosome membrane. The record is from RefSeq and is a predicted model, not a curated record. The transcript is spliced from 10 exons. Bases 540 to 1334 code for a protein of 264 amino acids. Gene Ontology annotation, biological process: vesicle fusion. NCBI's taxonomy places the organism in Eukaryota, Viridiplantae, Streptophyta, Magnoliopsida, Asparagales, Orchidaceae. Gene Ontology annotation, molecular function: SNAP receptor activity; SNARE binding.
UCUAAAGGCACCUGUCACGGGAACCUCUCGCCUCUGUCCUGUUCUCUACCCCGUCGUCGCCUUCUCCCAGAAGUUGAAGGCCUUUAGGCCUCGACGAGAUCGCGUCCGAAAUCCUCGUCUUCCUUUACCAUCUGCUUCCGCUGGAACUAAGAAGCGAGGAAAUCGAGACGGGAGCUGGCUGGUGAAGGCAUCGACGGGAUCGCGCAUUGUUUCUGUUCGUCUAAAUCCCUAAUACACAAAAUUAAAGAAUUCAGUAAAUUCUGGAUUCAGAGCGAAACAGUGGUAAAACGGGAUUUAUACAGCCGAUGGAGUUAUUUUGGCAAUUUGGCAACCUAAAAUUUGAUUAAUUACUGCUACCAAAACAUCCCUUAGAUUACUUUUGAGUUUAGUAAUUCAGUGAAGGAUGUGAAGAUGCUUUUGUGGGUUGGAUUCGGCGAGUUCUAGUGAUUGGUGAGCUGAUCUUUUGUUUCGUGCCUUGGGCUUGGACCCGGUGUUGAAACUAUCGCGAAGACUUUGCGUUUUUGCUUCUGGUUAUAUAGAUGGAUAUAUCAGCGAUCAAUGAGGAUCUUGCCAACAUCGAUGCGCAAAUCAACGAUUUACUUCGAGCACUAUCAAAUGGGUUUCAGAAACUGGAUAAGGUCAAAGAUCCGAACAGGCAGAGCAGGCAAUUGGAAGAACUAACUGAAAAGAUGAGAGAAUGCAAGAGGCUCAUCAAAGAAUUUGAUAGAGAGUUGAAGGUGGAGGAAAGUCAAAAUACCACUUCUGUCAUCAAAAUGCUGAAUGAUAGAAAGCAGGCAAUGAUCAAAGAAUUAAAUUCUUUCGUUGCACUCAAGAAGCAGUAUGGGGGUAAUCUUGGAAAUAAGCGUAAUGAACUUUUUGACGCGCAUGAGGCUGGGCCUGGGCCUGGUGAAGAGGGCGUAUUCUUAGCUUCAUCUAUGACCAAUCAACAACUAAUGGAUGCUGGUGAUAGGAUGAUGAAUGAAACUGAUCAAGCUAUAGAGAGGUCCAAGAAGGUUGUACAUGAUACGGUAAAUGUUGGCGGAGAAACAGCAGCUGCUCUCAAGGCGCAGACCGAGCAAAUGAGUAGGAUUGUUAAUGAAUUGGACUCUAUCCAUUUUUCAAUGAAGAAGGCAACACAGCUUGUGAAGGAAAUAGGCAGACAGGUUGCUACCGAUCGGUGUAUCAUGGCUUUGCUUUUCUUGAUUGUGGUUGGAGUAAUUGCAAUUAUUAUCGUAAAGAUUGUGAACCCCAAAAAUAAAGACAUUCGGGACAUUCCAGGACUUGCUCCGCCUGUCAACAGAAAGCUACUUUGGGAUCACCAUUAUUAUAGAUAAAAAUCUUCAAUUCACCUCGAAAUUUUUAUACCGGCAAAAUCGCUGCCCAUCUGUGAGAUCCUUAACCUGUGUUUUUAAAAUUUUAUUUGAUUUUUUAUUUAAAUAUCAUCUUGUAUCAUUAGUUGCUUCAACCGUGCCAAUUGAUACUAAUUUUGUGCGUUUCAUUUGUUGCCUUUUUUGAAUUGCCGAACAGCACUGUGCCUAAUUGAAAUCACUCACAUCUCAUGUAUAUCGAAGUAACAUUUUAUAUUUUGCCUGAAAGCAUUUAAUUGUCUUGAUUUAUC